CACAUACAAAAACCACAUCUGAGUUACCAUAUAUGAUCUAAGAUAUAUUGAACUAUGGUUCACCGCUAGUUUGAUAAAGCCGUCAACGAAACGUCUGUAAAACCAAUACUGUUUUGUUUAUCAUUCACUGUGAAAUAUAAAAUGCUUUAUAACAAGGAAAUUACACUGUUUAAAUUGAAUCUGGUGACAAUUGAAAUUAAUUCCAAAAUCCUCACAAAUCCUUUAGUCUGAAUACCAAUCUCCAGCUCACUGAUGACUACAGGGUAGAUUUUCUGAAGCUGCAGUGAUAAGCCGUCACCAGUCAGGUAGACUAUUUCAACACGAAGUGGAUGCUCAUCUAAGGUACUGGUGAAGGCAGUGCUAUAUCAUGAAUCCACAAAGCUAGAAUUCACGUGUCACUGCAUUCCAACCCAAUCGGCUAAAUGAUCACCUGCAGGUUAUGGUUCCGAUUCCUGGUGGAAUCUUAGGAGAACACUGAUGAAGAUUUCAGAAAUAGGGGGAAACAGCUGUCUGGCGAUCCCUGGUUUUCAGCGAUCUAUCUAACUGAUGUUGGUCCGUGACGAAAAUCUAACAACUCAAAUAAAUCUGAUGACUUGACUUUAAAAGGGGUUCUGAUAACUAUGUAAAGCUGUUGUAUCUACGGCUGUAAAGUUUCAGAAACAUGAUGAUUACGGUUCGUAACAUUUUUUAAAUGACUAUUAAAUUAUACCAUGUGUUGAAGUGUUAUUCACAGGGACUAAUUUUACCGUAAACGGCAAAGACGAGAACAGACCGUAUAAAAAUGCAAUUCUUCGCUUCUUUCUAUAACUCUCCAUACAUGAAUUAUCGAAAAUCAAAGGGAAUUAAACUUAUGUUCAGCCAUUUGAGCAGGAAUUUAGUGACCCGUGAAUUCCAACCUCUAUCAUUACGCCAUGCUGAGCCAUUAAUAAGCAGCCGUUUCAUACUGGCAUGGUGGAUCCCACCGGUUACAACUUCUCAUGAGAACUUCAGAACAUCCAUUCAGCACCCACUAAUGUGUUGGAGAUAGAUUAUAAGUUAAUCGGUUUUGUAGGAUGGUUUGAUUGAUUUCAUUGCAGACGGCUACUUCAUUUACCUACAUUUGGUCUGCCUUUCGGGAGAUUAGGUGAAAUAGUAUGCUGGAUCGAAGACAAAUCGUUAAAAAAAUUUUAAGACGCUUACCACGAUCGACGUAUCAUUUGUUGUCGGAGGUGCACAAGCUGCUCGUCAACUUGUAACAUUGAUCAAAAGUAUCCUUAUUCAUCGAAACUGGCAAGGUCAAGAGGAAUCAUUUAAGCCGUCUACAAAAAUGACAAUACCUCAGUCGAAUUCAUUAUUGCAAUCCACUAAGAAUAAAGAAGAAAUAUCAUUAGUCAACCGAGGCAGUGGUAAAAGCUGUUACCUUACUAAUAUCAAUUUACAUUUACUAACUGAUUAUCUGGCUUAUAGAAGUCUCAGUGUCUUAUUUAAAACAUGGAGUAUACCCAACAUCAAUGUAUACUACUACCAUCUGGAGGAAUAUGUGAAUAAAGUAUCAUGGAUACCAAGUACACAUUAUUCUGGGAUAUUUGGUUUAUCAAAAUUACUUAUCCCAGACAUUCUACCAGAUUCUGUUAAAAAAGUGAUUAGUCUUGAUAUUGAUCUGUUAGUAAAUUCGGAUCUUUUGGAACUUUGGAAGUACUUUGAUAAGUUCAACUCGUCCCAGAUGAUCGGAUUAGUUGCAAAUCAAAGUCCAUGGUAUUUAAGAAAGGCCAAUAGAGUCGUGUGGCCUGCAUGGAAAUCGGGUUACAACACCGGUGUUAUGUUGUUGCACCUUGAUCGUCUCAGAAAAUUUCAUUGGUCAGAACACUGGAAUAGAACAACAAAAUCUGCAUUGUUACGUAUAUCUCAUGCAAGUUUAGCAGACCAGGAUAUAAUUAAUACCGCAUUGAUAAGAUAUCCCUCAAGUAUUUAUGAGUUACCGUGUGAAUGGAAUGUACAACUCACUUCUAAUAUGAACACAAAAUUAUGUCAAAUUAUUUGGUUUGACGAGUAUUUCAGUAACCCGACAGAAGGUGUCACUCUAUACAAAUUUAACCGUCAGUUAAAAAUUGCUCAUUUUAAUCAUCCAAUCAAAGCAGAUAUGAUUACAAUGAGUGAAAUUGCCGACGAUGAUCCAUUGCGCCUUAAGCUGAAGAGACAAUUCGUUAGAAUGUACCGUUAUUAUCAAAAUCUUGAUGGAGUUUUGGUGAGAUCACCUAUAAAACCAACAACCUGUUCAACAUUCCCUGACUACACUUCGUCUUUUCAAAAGUAUAAUGAAAUGAAUUCGGAAAAGAUUACAAUUGAAGGUUGUGAAGAAUUUCAAGAGGAUAUGAACGUGAAGCAUAGAAUACAUCCAUACUUUUUGCAUCAUAAUAUUUUAAAUGUGACAAGUUUGAAUAAAGAUAAUAUAACAAAUAUUGAAAAUAGUAUCAGCCUUGUUUCUCAACUCACUUUCGAUAGGAUACAUCGACUUGAAGAGCUUGCAGUCAAUUGGUUAGGACCAAUAAGUUUGGCGUUAUAUCUAACUGACAGGGAAGCAGCAUUGUUAGUGGAAUUUAUUACCAAUUCUAGAAUUUUACAAAAUCGUACAAAUAUUGGUUAUCAUGUUGUCUAUGUGGAUGGGAAAUUUUAUCCUAUAAACACAUUACGUAAUAUCGCAAUAAAAUACUGUACAACAGAAUUUAUUUUUCAUAUUGAUAUUGAUUUCUUACCGCAAGCCAACAUGAUGCAGUACAUUGGGAAUUCUAUUCAACAGCAUUUAAUUCAGGAUAAUAAAUCAAAAAAUGUUUGUUUAGUGGUGCCUGCAUUUGAAACUUUUAAAAAUCAUUUAUCAUUACCAGAAACAAAGGAGACUUUGAUAAAGUCAUGGGAACUUGGUGAAAUUUUACCAUUUAGGCAUGAAAUAUGGUCAGCUGGUCAUAUGUCAACUAAUUAUUCUCAUUGGAAGUCAACGGAUAAUGAUUAUGAAGUGCAAUGGUCAGCUGAUUAUGAACCAUAUGUGAUUGUUUCACGAAAUGCAACAAAAUUUGAUGAAAAUUUCAUUGGAUUCGGUUGGAAUAAAGCUUCUUAUAUUAUGGCAUUAGAUGCACUGGGUUAUAAAUUCAUUGUUUUAGCCAGUUCAUUUCUUAUACACCUACCUCAUCCACCUAGUUUUGAAGUAUUUCGAUAUCGAAUGAACUCAGCGUAUAGAUCAUGUAUAGAUAAUUUGAAGCUGGAUUUUAUAAAGCGUUUAGCAAAGAAGCAUGGUGUACAAGCUUUGAAAUAUCUACAAUUUCGUAAAGAUUAACAAAGAGGUCAAACAUUAAUAAAAUGCAGCUAGGUAAACACCAGUUUAUUUACAACACAGAAAGGAACACUUCACUCUACCAUGGAUAACAUAAAUCCCCCGGUUAAAUAACAACUGAAAAGAAACAGAGGGAACAUGAGUUGUUGCAUUCAAGCCAUUUUGAAAUGAUAGUCGAAAUUUUCUUUUUUUUUUAUAGAACGACGGAUCGUUCAUUGAAGGCCAAAUAAAAAUUACUCUUUACUCCUACGGAAGCAUCCAGGAAGCUUCGUCGGACAGCUUCAUUGUACAUAGAGUUGUGUUAAGAUUAAAAUGAUAUUGUUAACAAACAGAUUAUAAACCUAGUCAAGCUCCCCUUUUUAAAUGGCACUUGGUACUUUACACUCAUUUCAUUUAUGAAGAAUAUAUGAUCAGAUCCUUUUCUUGUAAAGUGCUAUCUAUUGUACAGAAUAUCAGAGUGCCAAAAAAUUAUAAUAAUAAAUAAAAGAAUUAC
Molecule: messenger RNA, 3797 nt
Organism: Trichobilharzia regenti
Lineage: Eukaryota; Metazoa; Platyhelminthes; Trematoda; Strigeidida; Schistosomatidae
Source: the annotation of a GenBank genome assembly